GUGUGAGUGAGGACGCGGUACCGCCCUGCUGGAAGUCGCGCUAGAUUUGACCGGGGACGAUUGUUUUUAACGAUGUACAGACAGAAUUUUAGGUCUCCGAGCCCUUCCGGACCAGGCGGCGGUGAAGGAAGUCCGGGGUCUUUCCGAAGCCCUCCGCCGUACCCGAGUCCCGGUGGCCCCAUGUUUCCUCCACCGCCGCCGGCCUGGGGGCAUGGCUCCCCGCACACACCUAGCUAUGGACAUAGGCCGCAGAGGCCGUACGGCAGUGGUCACUCGUCGCCCUCUCAGAGCCCGUACGGAGGCAGGUAUGGCGGUAACUCCCCAGGUAACACUCCACCUCGGCGGCCCAGUCCUCGGUAUAACGUGUCUCCCUACAGCAAGUCUCCCGGAGGAAACGUGCAGCACUACCAGCAGCAGCAGUAUUGUGGCCGCGGCUACUCUCCCCGGCAUCCCGCCAACUACCAGGGUUCACCCAGGACAUCUUCACCAUAUGGUACACCGCAUGGCAGAGAGAAAAGAGUGUCUAAUGAUGUGGAAAACUAUUACAGACCUUCAAUGCUUGAGGACCCAUGGGCUAACCUAAAGCCAGUAUCCCUAGCUGACAUAGACCAGCAAACGAGCCAUGAGCAAACAACAUAUACUGAUAACGUAAAAUGUUUUGGAAGCCUAGAGCUGUGGUAAACAAUCAGAAAGGCCACCAGCAAUGAAGAACAAGUUGUUCUGUUAUCACCAGCGUCUCGUGACUGUUUUAUAUGGGUUUCAGUUUUCAGGACUUGUUAUCGCUUGGCAUGAGUUAGGCUUGUAUCUAAAGCCUAAUUUUUUUUUACUAUUUCACCAAUUGAAUUGGUUUUACUUUUAGAUUUUGGAAUACAAAAUGUUUGUAAUUCAGUGUAUGCUACAAGUAUAUAAUUUGUGAGAAAUUUUGGAUGUAAAAAUUUUAUAUUUGAAAUGUCAUGUAGAGGCUUAUACCUUGGUGUUAUUUGUUGUGUUUUUUUUUUUUUUUUUUUUCCCCUCAAAGUUUUAGUUAAUUUUAAUUAUCUGCAAGGGUUGUCUAUACUAAAGCAGGUUUGGCAUGUACCCAUUGUUUUUGAUCUGUAUUGUAGAAGCCUCACUUCUCAGAUUUUGUCACAGUCCAUGUGUGUACUUAGUUGGCUGUUGCUAUAUAAAAAGAGCUUUUAAAUUAAAGCUCUUGCAUUUUUUGAACUAUGUAUAUGAUUACAGUAUAUAUACUGUUCUAUUUUUUGACAUUUUUAAUUUAGAAAAGAAGCUAUAAAAAAUGUAUGUUAUAAGGUUCAACGGUUCUCUUAAAUCUGAAGUGAAUAUAAACGCUCAGACAUCUUUGUUCAUAAUAAAACUCUACAUGAGCUGUUAAUUUAAAAAUAAGAACAUAGAUUUCAGUUGUCAUAAAUGGUCAUAUUAGUGUUGGUCAUAGGUUUUAUGAAACGAAUGAUACAGUAUGUCUACUCCCGUUUUAGAGACCAGAGACUAUAUGCAAUUAUA
This is a messenger RNA of Hyla sarda, 1500 nucleotides long. It is a transcript of the gene MPLKIP, whose product is annotated as M-phase specific PLK1 interacting protein. Gene Ontology annotation, cellular component: centrosome; nucleus; midbody. Lineage: Eukaryota; Metazoa; Chordata; Amphibia; Anura; Hylidae. The record is from RefSeq and is a predicted model, not a curated record. Bases 73 to 681 code for a protein of 202 amino acids. The transcript is spliced from 3 exons.